UCUUCUCUCUCUCGCUCUCUCAGUGGGCAGUCAAUUCAGUUGCGUUUUGCUUCCAUCUGUUCAUCCCUCUCUCUCUCUCUCUCUCUCUCUCUCUCUCUCCCUCUUUCCUCUCGGUGUCUCUCUUUCUCUCUGAACUGACCUCAUAGAGGGGUGGACUGCGGACCGGGCCGCCUUGACACGAGCCUUAUACCCACCUCUCUGAAGCCAGUCAGCGUUUCUAAGACUGUACGUGUAGUGUGAAACUUUUCGAAUGCCUGGACAUGGAUCUAACCUGUGACAGGAUACUGGGAUACCAGCGGCUGAGGAAAGGCUAAUCGUGGGAAUGGUCUCCCUGAGACGACUAUAACUACUUGCCUGAUGCUUUGCCUCCUCUUCCUGAAGUCCCGGACUCCGGCUCAGCCCUGAGCUCCGUUGACUUUCCGGCCCGCUGCCUCCGCAACCCGGCCUUUCGCCACACCUCCUCGCGCUACUGCUCCGCCCUCAGCAUGGACUCCUCUCCCGACAGCGCCGAAAGGCCGAUCAGCUACAGCUCCACAUCUUCCUCCGCUUCUUCCCGGGACAGUCACUGCUCACUGGGCAGCCGCUCCACCCUCGUUCCCGCCCCGCACUGCAACCCGGUGACCUCAGACCGGGACUCCGGGGCGAUUCGGUUGGAACUGGUCCCUGCCCGGCAGCUGGGAUGUCGGGAGGAAGAUGACAGAAGCGAUGGAAGGGGACAAGGGACACAGGGCGGUGGACAGACUCUGACGGAACAUUCAGAGCCUGAGGUGAGCCCAGAUGGAGGCGAGCGGACGGGUCCGGUGCAGGGACCCAGGACGUAUGUGGAUCGGGUGGUGCAGGAGAUACUGGACACAGAGAGAACCUACGUCCAGGACCUGCGUAGCAUUGUAGAGGACUACUUGGAGUGUAUCAGUAAUCAGUCUCGGCUGGCCUUGAGCUCUGAGGAUAAAGGCUCCCUAUUCGGCAACAUUCAGGACAUCUACCACUUUAACAGGGAUCUUCUUCAUGAUCUUGAGAAGUGCAACGCGGACCCUGUGGCUAUCGCAGAGUGCUUCGUAUCCAAGAGUGAAGAAUUCCACAUUUAUACUCAGUACUGCACCAACUACCCACGGUCGGUGGCUGUGCUAACAGAGUGCAUGAGGAACAAGGCGUUGGCCAAGUUUUUCCGCGAGCGCCAGGAAUCUCUGAGGCACUCCUUGCCCCUGGGCUCCUACCUGCUCAAGCCAGUGCAGAGGAUCCUCAAGUACCAUCUACUGCUGCACGAGAUAGCCAACCACAUGGAGAAGGACACGGAGACGUACGAGGUUGUGCAGGAAGCCAUAGACACCAUGCAGAGAGUGGCCUGGCACAUCAACGACAUGAAGAGGAAACACGAGCACGCCGUUCGGUUGCAGGAAAUCCAGAGCCUGCUGACCAACUGGAAAGGCCCCGAUCUUAUCGGCUACGGAGAGUUGGUCCUCGAAGGAACGUUUCGUCUGCAGCGAGCCAAAAACGAGAGAACUCUCUUCCUGUUUGACAAGCUUCUGCUCAUCACCAAGAAACGAGAAGAAACCUACACGUACAAGGCUCACAUACUGUGCUGUAACCUGAUGCUGGUGGAAAUUAUUCCUAAAGAACCGCUGAGUUUCAGUGUUUUCCACUACAAGAAUCCCAAACUUCAGCACACGGUCCAGGCCAAAUCACAGCAAGACAAACGCAUGUGGAUCUUACACCUCAAGAGACUUAUACUUGAAAACCAUCCGGCCAAAAUCCCUGCCAAGGCUAAGCAAGCAAUUUUGGAGAUGGAUGCAAUGCAUCAUCCCGGGUUUCACUAUAGCCCCGAUGGAGACAAGAAGGAUUCCCCUCAGACCAAGGAGGGUCCAACCCCUCGUAGAGGACGCAGGAAAGAACCUCUAUCCAAAUUGUUGAAAAAUGCCAAGCAGAAUGCUGCGAACACCGACGGCGAAAAGCGGAUAAGUCUGGGUGCCACCCUGCUCUCGCCAAUGUCCCAGCUGGCUUUGGGCACCAUCGGUCGCAGCCGCAGCCUCAUCAACCAAUCACAGGAGUCCCUGGACCCCGGCGACCACUAUGACCACAGUGACAGAGAAGAGGAGCCACAUCAGCAAGAUGCUGAUGAUGAAGAUGACAGUGGCCUGGGAGGCGGAAAGCGACUUCGAGUGCCUGGCAAAAGCAGCAGGAAGAGGUUGAACCCUCAGGCAUCUGUCGACAGUAUAGAACAGUGGAAAUCCUUCAACAUGAACUCUUCAGACCUACAGAAAGCCAGAGAAUCCCUAGUGAGGGAAGGAAGUCACCACCCGCCGCUUCUCAGGACACCUCACGUGAUGGAGGAGCCUCCAGACACCCCUGUCCCCUCUGUUAUAGUCACAGAAAGUGAUCAUUCUGUGAGGAACAUCUGGGCAGACCACCGCGCUCGCAGGGCCAUGUUCCCCACCCGCCAGCGAACCAUGCAGCCUGAUGACGAGGACGAGGACAUCUACCAGAUGUUUGUCCCGACGGAGCCGAGCGGACCAGAACCAGAGGUGCGCUCGGAGAGGUCGGAGGCCACCUCGUCGCCCAAGACGGCUCGACCCCGCAGCUGGCACGUGGAACAGGUGCCCAGUGUGCAGGUUGACCCUCCACCCGAUGGAGGCAGGGUGCUGCGGAGGGCGAGCAGCGCAGGGGAGAAGUCUACAGAGGCUCCACAGAGUCCUGAUGGCGACCAGGCCGGCAACAGCAACUUGGAAGUGAUCCACACUGAAUCCUCCAGCAAUGACAUAUCUGGAUCAUCGUCAGCAGAGCAGCUGACGAUAGACGAUAUUGAAAAUGUGUAUGACAACAUCAGCUACGAGGACCUGAAGAGAAUGGGCCUCGUCAGAAGAGACCCCGAGGAAAGCCAGUUACGAAAAGAAACUUCCACAGAUGCACAGGGUUCCCCGAGCCAUGCAGCAGGGGUACUAAAUGCUCCGGAGACUCCUGUGGUCACAGAGCCUUUGAUUGAACCAGACACUUCCUCGGAUAGCAACCGGUCCUCCACGCAGGAGGGGAGGCCGUUUGGGACAUGUGAGCUCAAGAUAGUGGAGGAGAACAUCUAUGACACCAUCUGUUUCAGGGAGCCCCCAUCGACGGAGCUUAAAGGGAUGAAUGAAGGCAACAAACUAAAAACGGAGACGGACAGUCUGCAGGCCUGGGAGCAAGAUCUGACUGAAAGCCUUGGAGGGUUUUUGUCCGAGGAGAGCCUACACUUUGGAGAGGAUGACGCUUCCCACCCUGUCCCAUGUUGCUCUGAGCCGGAUUAUUCCUCCUCGUCUGCCUCUGAGACUUUCUCUCAGCGCUCGCCGAAAGGGGAUAAGAUGUCAGAGCAAGUCGAUGAGAUCUGGAACGAUCUGGAAAACUACAUCAAGAUCAAUGAGAAGAAAGCUGACAGACUCCCCGCUGCCUUCCCUGUUAGUGCCAGCGAGUCGCCUAAGAAGGCGUCCUCAGUCAAGAGCAGCCCCACAAAGAGCCCCCUUGUAAUUAGUCCUCCAGCCAGCAAUCCAACCAGUAGUCCCCCAACACAUCAGCCUAAAGCCCCACCUGUCACCUCCAUGCAGUCAUUCACCAUCCCAGUCAUCAACUUCCCUGACCUUCACAGUGAAGGCCCCACUGCAGAAGAAAACCUCAGCCCUGCUCCAACGUCACGCCCCCUUCCUGUCCCCCCAGAGCCCCUCCCAGGCACAGUGAAGAGCAUACGGAACAGACUGGCUCGCCUCAGCAGCGGCAGCUUCCGCCUUGAAGAUGACGACCUGGUGGAGCUUCCUCCACGAAAUACUCCUCAGAGGGAUAUUCCCCUCAAAGACCUUCAUAGCUUGUUUCCAGGGGAGCUGGCGGGUCUGGACUCACCGCUGGCCUCCUCCUCUCUCCUGCUGGGGGAGUCUGUGGACUUGGACCAGAUGGAGAAAUCAAAGAACCGAGUGUUCCUGAUGGCACGGCAGUACAGCCAGAAGAUCAAGAAAGCCAACCAGCUGCUGCGCAUGAGGAGCAUGGACCCUGGAGACGCUUGUAGUCGGACCAGAGCUGAGAAGAAGCAGAAAGACCUGGCAGCCAUCUUGGAAGAAAAGAAACAAGGGGGCACUGCUAUAGGUGCACGGAUAGCAGAGUACUCGCAGCUCUAUGACCAGAUAAUGUUUAAGGAUCCUCCCGGUCCAGCUGGCCCACAUCACUCCCAUCCAGGGCUGCCGUCUUCUCCGUCCAUGCCUGAGACCUCCCUGGAGGAGGACUGGCUUCUCUCCACUUACAGCAAUGGAGAGCUGGUCAGCUUCGUCUCCUCGUCCAUCGAGUUGGACGGCGCUCGAGCGUCCUCUACCCCGCUGCGCAGACUUACCUCCGCCUGCUCCAUCCCUUCUCUCAAGACCUCUCCUCCCUCUCCAACCAGCCCGCCGUCCCAGAGAUGGAGCUCCUGCAUGUCGCCGCCGAGCGAAAAGGAGGAGCAUGUGUACAGUUCCAUUAAGAGACAUCCUUCCUUUAACGCUCUGUCCUCGCCCUCCUCAAAGUCUUCCCCGUCCAGUCACUGUCAGUCACUCGGCUCUCUGGGCAGCCAGCAGCAGGAGGUGCAGCAGUCUGGACUCAAAUGUAACGGACCCACAGACAGACUCCAUGGCCCCAGUCUGGGUCGCGCUGGUCGGCAGAGUAGUCUCCCAGAGCGCUCUACCCACGGACAGUCGGACCUGACUUUACACGAUGGUCAACAGGUGGUCGUCCUGAACCGGGCUUCUGCGCUGAGCAUACUCUCCGCCACCCAGAACUACAUGGCUAAUUUUAAGGACGAUGGGGAAGACGAUGAUGACUAUGUAGAGAUCCGCUCGGAGGACGAGAGCGAACAGGAGCAGGACAGGUUGACGCAGCGAAACGGCAGCUCCGCGGUCCUCUCCAAUCAGAGCCGAGGUCUCGUACACUCCCAGAGUCUGCCGUGCACACCGGUGCGCUCCUGCGACCCGCUGAGAUCUCUGGACCGCGAGCAUCUGGAGAAGUACCUGUGGAGCGAGCCGCAGCAGAGCCAACCCAAAAUCGUCCAAUCUCUGAGGGAGAAGUUUCAGUGUCUGAGCUCCAGUAGCUUUGCCUGAGUCUUUAUAACACGUACAAGCCAAAUAUAUAUAAACAUACAGCAUAUAGCAACAAAAGGGACACUGCUGCUUUGCCUUGAAUGCCCUCUAUGGUUCAACAUCAUAGUCCACAAACAUAGCACAUCUCUCAACAUAGAUCAGAAGCAAUUUCUUUGAUUGCAGCAAUAGUUGAAACUCUCUGUCACAGGGCUUCAAUGUAAAAUACAUGAUAGGUUACUAUUACUAGUCAAAAGCCUGCAUGUGAGAGCUGCCUUAGCACUUCCAAACAGUCUCCUUGUGUAUGUUUCAAACAGAUCUGGUGGUGAAACGUCAGCGGUCAAAGCAAAAAUGUUCUCAGUUGUUUGUAAAAGGCAUUCAGUGUGACUGAAAUGGGUUUUAAUAUUCAGAGGAAUUCUCUUGUAUUGCUUUACGCGUGAGCCUUGUAGAGAUAAUUGGAGUCAUAUUAAUUGGUUCUGCUGGAGGACUUAGUGCCAGUAAACUGUUGUACAGUUACAGUAGUAGUUCAGGAUACCUGUUACCGAUUGUAAGAAAUAAAGUCUUGUCUGUGCCCAACGUCUCAAACAGUAGUACAAGCAUCAAAAAUCUGAUGACUCGCCACGUCAGGAGUACCUCUUGAAGCUCUUUUAAUUUGCCGUUAAGGUUAUUUUAACUGCGUUUUCAGCACUAGUUGAUCUUAACCUGCGUAGGAGCUGUGAACCACAGCGGUGGCUAGUGUUUCUAAUUGUGCUUACACUAUCAAACAGUUCUGAACGAGCAACCUUUUCAAAUUUGCAAUCUUCAGACGUGCUACUCAGGCUAUAUUGUCACUUUUAACAGCUUUGUUUUAGCAAUAAUUGUAACAAAAAGGAUGCAACUGUAAAGAAACCAUGUUGACUAAGAUCCAAUAGGUUAAGUAUAACUAGACUUAGACUUGCAAGUCUAUUUGAAGUUAUUGUGUUUCACUCUACCUGCCACCUUUGUCAUCAAUAGGUUAAUAACACGCUUUAAAAUCGAGAGAAGAUGCCGAUAUUUUAGAUAAUCUAAGAAACCAUAGGGCUUCAUAUUUAUUUUGAAUCUGUGAGUAAAUCAGAGAUGUUUCUGCGUGUCACGGUGUGGGGGGGGGGCAUCCAUCAUGUAAAGUGAAAUGUGCAUCUCAGCAAGUCUUAUUUUAAACUUUUGUUUUUAAGAGGGACCACAAAGGAGAACAUUAGUUAGUUAAAAGACUGCAGUACUGUAUUAUUUGGUGUAUUUGUUUUCCUCUCAAAUGGAUAGUCUGUUUACUUUGUUUACGUUUUGGGACACUCCCGACUGUCACGCUACUGAUAUUGCAUCCACAGUCACAGAAAGAAGUUCACAGUCAGAUAGUUGUCGGAUCACUUUUGAUAAGGUUCACACAACACAAUUGUUUUCUCUCCUCGUGAAGCAGACCCAGUAUUUACCACACGCUGUCUUAAUAAAAAUCACUAAAGUUGUCCUAUUUAUUUGAAAGCAUCCCUGUUGUUUUGGUCACUAUUACUUCAAGCCACGGACGAGUUGUAAAAUAUAGUAUUUAUUAAAAGUUUUAUUCAGAUUUAGGGGGCGCAGACAAAAUUUGAAUCAAAUACUGUGAAUAUUUUCAGAAGUAGGUUUCCUAUCACGCACUGCUUAACACAAGUUCCUAAUCAAAAUAACACGUGAAAAGUUGAAAAGCACAAUAUCAUGGCCUACUGUUCAUAUCAGGAAAUAUGCAUCAAAAGCAAGUUAGGAAUAUGAAGUAUGUUUUUUUUUUUAUUGUACAUUUUUGUCCUGUUUCACUGGUGGGGAUUGUCUUCAUUGACUCUUUUUUGCACUUUUCUGUCUUUUUUUACAUUUUAUUUGUAAACACUUUGUAAAGAUGUACAUUUUAGGAAAGUUAUUCUUGUAUGCCAUAGGUAUGCUUUAUAAUGCUUUAAUGUUUAAGUUAAGUGUACUGUAUUUUUUUUAACUGCCUAGUUGUCAUUGCUCAACAAAACAAUGUAUUGGAGGAAAUAAAUUCAAAUUAAACUCUU
Messenger RNA from Cottoperca gobio, 7084 nucleotides. RefSeq names its product pleckstrin homology domain-containing family G member 1. The transcript is spliced from 17 exons. Lineage: Eukaryota; Metazoa; Chordata; Actinopteri; Perciformes; Bovichtidae. Gene Ontology annotation, biological process: intracellular signal transduction. The coding region runs from base 486 to 5078 and encodes 1530 amino acids. The record is from RefSeq and is a predicted model, not a curated record. Gene Ontology annotation, molecular function: small GTPase binding; guanyl-nucleotide exchange factor activity.